Molecule: messenger RNA, 4051 nt
Organism: Cyprinodon tularosa
Lineage: Eukaryota; Metazoa; Chordata; Actinopteri; Cyprinodontiformes; Cyprinodontidae
Gene: anln
Product: anillin, actin binding protein
Exons: 23
Coding region: 142-3576 (1144 amino acids)
Biological process (GO): mitotic cytokinesis; actomyosin contractile ring assembly; septin ring organization
Cellular component (GO): actomyosin contractile ring
Source: RefSeq, a predicted model, not a curated record
CUGAAAUUCAAAAUUUGAACGGCAGCAGUUCAGACAGAGCGCCUCUGGUUUGGCUUCACUAGUUUAUCUCUGUUCACAUCGCUUGAACUGGUACAGUCCCAGUUUAACCAGUACCGCCCAGGAGGAUCCCAGCUGGCCGAUAUGGACCCGUUUACUGAGAAACUGUUGGAGCGGACCCGGGCCCGCAGGGAGAACCUCCAGAGGAAGCUGGCAGAGCGUCCCAAUGCAGCAAACAGACAGAUGGUGAAAAGGCCUCGAGAGCCACUGACAGAGUCCAACAGCGCCGUCGGCGACCCCGCUGCUGAUGAAGCUCCUCAGAUCUCCUCCAAGCCCUCCCCGUCCAAACGCAGGUGCUCAGAGGAAAACUCUGCACCAGAUGAGAACCAGGAGCCAAUCACGAGCCUCGCUGUGGCCCCCGCUCCAUCGGACCCUCUGACGGAUAAGAAGCCCCCUGUGGGCCCUGCCAGGGUCCGGUCCUCGUCCUCUCUGAGGCCCGCCGCUCCGCAGGAGAACUCUGCCCCCGCUCAGCGACAGGAUACUCCAACUAUUAGAGCGACGGCGACCGGACCCCCUGGUUCUGACCCGCAGAGGAACGGGGCAGAGGAGGAUCCGGCUCCCUCUGCUGCUGGCAUGAAGUCCCGCCUGCAGAGGCUGGCGGAGCAGAGGAAAUGCUGGGAUGGUGAUGAAGGUCCUGCUGAUGUGGUGCCAGACAGCACCCCCCCCACUCAGCGACAGGCGCCGGCUGACGUCCAGCCGCCUCCCUCGGCUCCUGCAGGGCGAAGGGGCCGACUGGCCCACCUGGCCGCCACCAUUGAAUCCUGGGAGGACGACCUGAGCCACGCCCACAUCCCCAAAGCCAAGCCUGACGCCGCCGCUGCUCCCAGGUUCCCCACCAGAGUCGCAGAGGCCAAGCAAAGCAGGGCGCCGAGUGUUUCCAUGGCAACCGCCAGGCCUGCUUCCACCAAGCCGGAUACUCUGGGUUCUCCGGUAAAGUCUGCUCGGGCCGUUCCUCCCAGCCCCCAGAAGGCUGAAAGUCCUGCAUCCAGACCCGCCGAUCAGUCGGCCCUGAGGAGCUCCAAGCAGGGAGCCGUCCUCCCAUCCAGUCCGCUGAAGACUCCGCCUCUCCCCAGGGGUGUAACCCCCAGCGCCAGCCCCCGUGACGGAGCCACCGGCUCUGCUUCAACAGGCCGUCAGGAAACGACCCCGGCUGGAGGUCCAGGGGUGAAAUCUUUCCUGGAGCGCUUUGGGGACCGAUGUCAGGAGCAUCGAGAGCAGAGGACUCCAUCAGCCUCACCCAACACCAAGCUGGUCCAGGAGAGGCUGCGGGCCGCCCAGGCUGCUCACACCGCCACCGCCGAGCUCACCCAGAGGCAGAAGCUGGAGCGCGAGUCCGAGCUGGCUCUGAUCCGCAGCCGAUUCCAGAAGGGGAAGACUGUCUGGGAGGGCAAAGGUCAACAGGCGGCCCGGGCCGACGAGGCCCAGCGGGCGGCGGCCAGGGCCGACGAGGCCCAGCGGGCGGCGGCCAGGGCCGACGAGGCCCAGCGGGCGGCGGCCAGGGCCGACGAGGCCCAGCGGGCGGCGGCCAGGGCCGACGAGGCCCAGCGGGCGGCGGCCAGGGCCGACGAGGCCCAGCGGGCGGCGGCCAGGGCCGACGAGGCCCAGCGGGCGGCGGCCAGGGCCGACGAGGCCCAGCGGGCGGCGGCCAGGGCCGACGAGGCCCAGCGGGCGGCGGCCAGGGCCGACGAGGCCCAGCGGGCAGGCAGGAGCGAUGCAGGCGACAAGGUACAGGAUGAGCCCACAGCACCACCACUGCAGGAGCAGCUCAGCAGCGAGAAGCCCAGGGAGGAGCCCAGCACGCCCUCCAGCCGCCAUCCUCCAGCCUUUCCUGGGGUGGGGCGGACCCCCCCAGCCUCCACCUCCAGCCCCGUGAGCCUAGCGGGGAGGACGCAGGAGGUCGAGGAGCAGGAGGUGAGCGUGGACCAGUCCAUUAACUCUGCUGUCAUCAACGAGCUGUUUGAUGGAGUCCUGGAGGAGGAGGAUGAGGAGGAGGAAGAUGCUUUAAACAUCUCCUCCAUGUCGCUCCUCACUCCGCUGGCAGAGACGGUCGCUGCCGUGGUAACGAGUCCGGAGAGGCGGCUGAUGUCGUCCACCCCAGCCAGCUCCUUCCUCCUGAAGAGAGACGCCCCAAGAGAAGAGCUGCAGGGGACCCGUUCUCACGGCGACGAGGACCAUAAGCUGCCUUAUAGCAUCGACGCCUACAGGUCCAUUAGGGUGAAGGAACCAGAGCGCCCGGCGGUGAAGCAGGUCAUCGUGAGGAAGGAGGAUGUUUCUAAGCGGGCGGAGGAGCCUCGCGCGGCCAGCCUGUUCAGCAUGAAGCAGAGGAUGAAGAUGCUGAGCAGCGAGAUGAACCUCCAGCAGACGGUGAUCCAUCAGGCCAGCCAGGCUCUGAACUGCUGCGUGGACGAGGAGCACGGCAGAGGCUCCCAGGUGGAGGCGGAGGCGGAGCGGCUGCUGCUGGUGGCCACUGAGAAGAGGGAGGCCCUGAAGGCCGAGCUGGAGCGCCUGAAGGGGGAGCCAGCUGGGCAGAAGAAGAGCUCAGCGGAUUCUGAACCUGCUGCCUCCAAGGGAUCCAUCACCCUGCAGGAGCUCCGCCUGCCGCUGAAGGCCGACUUCGUCUGCUCCACUGCCAACAGGCCCGAUUCAACCAAACAUUCGUUUUUUAUCGUAAUACGUGCCGGAGCGGAGAACAUGGUGGCCACGCCGCUGGCCAGCACUCACCGCGGCCUCAGCGGCGACACGCUGACCUUCCCCACCAAGUUCACCCUGUCGGACGUCUGCAGCGACUUCAGGAUCGACCUGGACGUCUACUGCUUGGUCCAGAAGCAGGAGCUCUGCAGCGAGAAGAAGAAGAAGGCGGCUAAAUCCAAGGCUAUCACUCCCAAGCGGUUCCUGACCAUCACGAAAACCGCGCAGACGCCAGUUCUGGCCAGCCCCGGGGGUCCGAACGCCGUGCGCAGCAGCAACUUUGUUCUGGUUGGAUCUCAGCGCCUGACGCUGUCCUCCAUCGGGAAGAACAAGUUUCCUCUGGAGAAGGUGCCGUUCCUGUGCCCGCUGGAGGGCCACAUCCACCUGAGGCUGCAGUGUGAGGUGGACUCCAACGUGGAGGAGAGGGGCUUCCUGACCAUGUUUGAGGACGUCAGCGGCUUCGGAGCGUGGCACCGGAGGUGGUGCGUCCUGUCCGGGUACUACAUCUCCUACUGGACCUACCCUGAUGACGAGCGGCGGAAGAACCCCAUCGGUCGCAUCAACCUGGCCAGCUGCACCAGCCAGCAGGUGGAGCCCGCCAACCGGGAGUUCUGCGCCAGACCCAACACGCUGGAGCUGAUCACGGUCCGACCGCAGAGGAAGGACGACCGAGAGACGCUGGUCAGCCAGUGCACCGACACCAUGUGUGUCACCAGGAACUGGCUGAGUGCCGACACCAAGGAGGAGAGGAACCUGUGGAUGAGGAAGCUGAACCAGGUCCUGGUGGAUCUGAGGAUGUGGCGGCCAGACGCCUGCUCCCGCCCCCAGUAAUCCCCCCCACCCCCAUAUAUAAGUGCAAUAUAUCUAAGAAAUGUUGAUGUUUUCCUGUUUGAGACGAGAACCAGAGGAAGAAGCCAUAGAUUUACGGACGGCUAGCUUCCUCCUGUAAUGCUAACCUUUAUAGCCACAUUUAGCCGCUCUGCGCCGCUUUUAGCUAACCGCGAUGACCAACAGCAAGGCUUGAUGACCGAUGCAGUUCCUGCUCCGGCGUUUGGGUUUGAAAUUUUUCUGAUGGAAGGACGGGUUCUGAUGGAGCCGCCCCGCCACGGCCCGUUCAGGCCGGUGGGACCGGUUGCCACGGCGAUGUGCUCUUCCUGCUCAGUGGUUUACUAAAGCUUGUUUUAUUUAUGUUUUUGAUGUAAUGGGAGUAACGAGCACCUGCAGGUGCUGAUCAAGUGUUUUUAAACAGGAUUGGAUAAAAGAUGGCUCCUUUUUUUCAGUGUUCAGAAUGAAUACAGGUUUUUAA